AUGGAGGAGAACCGCGUGGCGGAGCUGGUGAAGCUGUGCACGACCAUUGGCCAUUUGAAGCAGGUCCAUGCCCACGUCGUUGCCGGCGGCCAGUGCCAAAACAACUUCGUCAUCACGAAGCUCGUACGAAGUUUCGCAGAGUUUGGCGAUCUAUAUCAUGCAAGAGCAACUGCUGAUGCUCUCCACACCCCCAAUGUCUUCGUGUGGACAGCUCUCAUCCGAGGCUACUCUCAGUCUUUUGUUACCGGUGGUUGCGGAGAGGCUUUGCUGCUCUACACACGGAUGUGCCGAGACCCAGAAAUCAAGCCCCUCACCUUCACCAUAUCGUCGGUCUUGAAGGCUUGUGGUCGACUGUUGGCUUUCCAGGAAGGAAAGCAGAUUCACGCUCAUGCGCUUAAGCAGGGGUUCCAGCUCGAUUCUCGUGUUCAGACGACGCUCAUCGACUUCUACAGCAAGUGUAAGCAAUUGACGGAGGCGCGAACGGCCUUCGACUGGAUCGUUCGAGCAGGAGCGAAGGAUGUCCAGGCCUGGAACACGAUGAUCGCUGGUUAUGCGGAAGCCGGCGACAUGGACACCGCCCGUGCCCUGUUUGAGAUCAUGCCGGGAAGGAACACCGUCACGUGGAUCAGCAUGAUCGGUGGAUAUGCAUCGGUGAAUCAGAUGGAUUCUGCUCACCAACUUUUGCAACUGAGACCAGCUAACGGAGAGGAGGACGCGGUCGUGCACACAGCCAUGAUCACCGGCUAUGCCAAAUGCGGGGAUAUCGUAGCCGCUCGAUCAAUCUUCGACGAGAUGCGGGAACGGGAUGUUGCUUCGUGGAACGCCAUGAUCUCAGCUUACUCGCAAGCCAACCUCAACGACGAGGCAUUGGAUCUUUUUAAGGUCAUGUUGAGCACCACCGGACGAUGCAAAGUGGAACCGAACUUUGCCACCAUCGCCACCAUCGUUUCCGUCUGUGCCAGUUACGGAUCACCCAGCUUGGCAAUUUGGAUUCAGGACUACAUCGACCAUUGCGGCCGCAGGUUGUUGAACAGCCACACCGUAGCAGCACUCAUCGACCUCCAUUCGAAAUGCGGGGAUUUGGACAAGGCGUGGGAGUUGUUCCGGGGGUGGAAGCACAAGGACUUGAUCUGCUAUAGUUCGAUGAUAGGUGGCCUGGGAAUUCAUGGGCGCGCCAAAGACGGCAUGGAACUGUUCGAAGAGCUAAGAGAGGUGGGAGUGAAGCCGGAUUCCAUAUGCUUCGUCUCGGUCUUGACGGCCUGCAGUCACGCCGGGUUGGUGGACGAGGGGCGCCGAUACUUGCGGUUGAUGAGAGACGAGCACUGCAUCGCUCCAACAGCAGACCAUUACAUGUGCAUCGUGGACUUGCUUGGCCGUGCAGGAUGCAUCGACGAGGCGUACAGAUUGAUGACCGUCGACGUGCCUCCGGGUGUUCCGCUGCAUGCCGGCGUGUGGGGGGCACUUUUGAGCGCGUGCAGGACUCAUUCCAACGUCACCGUGGGGGAGGCGGCGGCGAGGUGUCUGAUGGAAUUGGAGCCUGAAAACGCAGGGAACUACGUGCUGCUCUCCAACAUAUAUGCGAAAGCUGGGAGGUGGGAGGGCGUAGCGCAGGUACGGGCACUGAUGAGGAGCAGAGGGACGAGGAAGCCGCCGGGGUGGAGUUUGGUGGAUGUGGAAGGUGGCUCGGCGAAGUUCUUGACCGGUGAGGUCUAUGACAGGAAGCUGGAUAUCGUGUUGGAUUUGUUGGAUUGGGAGCUCAAAGAUCAGGGCUACCUUAUGGUGAUUGGGGAGACAGAAUGA
Messenger RNA from Musa acuminata AAA Group (dessert banana), 1800 nucleotides. RefSeq names its product putative pentatricopeptide repeat-containing protein At5g37570. The transcript has a single exon. Gene Ontology annotation, cellular component: intracellular membrane-bounded organelle. Gene Ontology annotation, biological process: RNA modification. NCBI's taxonomy places the organism in Eukaryota, Viridiplantae, Streptophyta, Magnoliopsida, Zingiberales, Musaceae. Gene Ontology annotation, molecular function: RNA binding; protein binding. The record is from RefSeq and is a predicted model, not a curated record. Bases 1 to 1800 code for a protein of 599 amino acids.